UUUCCAUUGGGACAUCAACCACCACAUCCAGUUUUUUUCAACUUUCUGCAAUUAACAAGCCCAGAUAGCUACACACACUACUUGUGCCAAGUUUUUCUUGAUUUCACAAAUGUCUGACUCACUUCCAAAAAAACCACCUUUCUUUCUAAAGAUGGAUUUGUUGCUUAAGACGGAUUUCUGUGAGCCUUCCGGCCAGUCCUGAGAGUCCCGUGGGGCGGAGACACGGACAUGGAGGGGUACCUGGGUACAGCACAGCCCACCAUCCCCAACGGCACCCUCACGGACCUGGGCGCGGAGCGCCUGCUGGACGAUGUGGCCCUGGCAAACCAUUCACGCGCCCUGCAGGAGCACCAGCAGUACGUCAUCGGCCUCUUCCUCUCCUGCCUCUACACCAUCUUCCUCUUCCCCAUUGGCUUUGUGGGCAACAUCCUGAUCCUGGUGGUGAACAUCAGCUUCCGCGAGAAGAUGACCAUCCCUGACCUGUACUUCAUCAACCUGGCAGCCGCUGACCUCAUCCUGGUGGCCGACUCACUUAUUGAGGUGUUCAAUCUGGACGAGCAGUACUAUGACAUCACUGUGCUCUGCACCUUCAUGUCGCUGUUUCUGCAGAUUAACAUGUACAGCAGCAUCUUCUUCCUCACCUGGAUGAGCUUCGACCGCUAUGUCGCCCUGGCGCGGGCCAUGCGCGCCAGCCUCUUCCGAACCAAGCAGCAUGCGCGGCUGAGCUGCGGCCUCAUCUGGCUGGCCUCGGCCUCAGCCACGCUGGUUCCCUUCACAGCCGUGCACCUGCAGCACACAGAGGAGGCCUGUUUCUGCUUCGCCGACAUGCGGGAGGUCCAGUGGCUGGAGGUCACCCUAGGCUUCCUCGUGCCCUUGGCCAUCAUCGGCCUCUGCUACUCGCUCAUCGCACGGGUGCUUGUGGGCGCGCACCGACACCGUAGCCUACGGCCCCGGAGGCAGAAGGCACUACGCAUGAUCUUUGCGGUGGUCCUCGUCUUCUUCAUCUGCUGGCUGCCGGAGAAUGUCUUCAUCUGCGUGCACCUGCUGCAGCACUCGCAGGCGGAGGCAUCCUCCUGCAAGCAGUCUUUCCGCCAUGCCUACCCCCUGACCGGCCACAUUGUCAACCUCGCGGCCUUCUCUAACAGCUGCCUGAACCCCCUCAUUUACAGCUUUCUCGGGGAGACCUUCAGGGACAAGCUGAGGCUGUACAUCGAGCAGAAGACAAACAUGUCAGCCCUGAACCGCUUCUGCCAUGCUGCCCUGAAGUCGGUGAUGCCGGACAGCACGGAGCCGUCAGACGCGAAGUUCAGCAGUGCAGUGUGA
This is a messenger RNA of Trichechus manatus latirostris (Florida manatee), 1323 nucleotides long. It is a transcript of the gene GPER1, whose product is annotated as G protein-coupled estrogen receptor 1. Gene Ontology annotation, biological process: nuclear receptor-mediated steroid hormone signaling pathway; G protein-coupled receptor signaling pathway; cellular response to estradiol stimulus. Gene Ontology annotation, molecular function: G protein-coupled receptor activity; nuclear estrogen receptor activity. Lineage: Eukaryota; Metazoa; Chordata; Mammalia; Sirenia; Trichechidae. The record is from RefSeq and is a predicted model, not a curated record. Gene Ontology annotation, cellular component: Golgi apparatus; membrane. Bases 229 to 1323 code for a protein of 364 amino acids. The transcript has a single exon.